Messenger RNA from Trichoderma harzianum CBS 226.95, 1131 nucleotides. RefSeq lists its product as hypothetical. The transcript has a single exon. The record is from RefSeq and is a predicted model, not a curated record. Gene Ontology annotation, molecular function: pyridoxal phosphate binding; catalytic activity. The coding region runs from base 1 to 1131 and encodes 376 amino acids. Lineage: Eukaryota; Fungi; Ascomycota; Sordariomycetes; Hypocreales; Hypocreaceae. Gene Ontology annotation, biological process: biosynthetic process.
AUGAACUAUCAACGCAUGGCAAUUGAGAAGGAGGCGCCAGAGGAGGUUGGCUCGGAGAUUCGGUACAAUCUCUCGGAAAGUGCCAUAUCAGAUCAGACAUUAGACUCCUUGGGCAUCAAUAUUCCUUCUUCGACAAUUUUUACUUACACGGAACACAAAGGAAGCCACAAGAUUCGUUCGCUUAUUGCUAAUGCCGCCAAGGGUGGCCUCACUGACGACGACAUACUGGUUACCGCAGGCGCCUCGAUGUUGCUCUUUAUUAUUCAUUCCGCCAUGCUUAAUCCCAAAGACCACAUCACUGUCGCUCGGCCAAACUACGCAGCGAACCUGGAAAUCCCGCGAUCAAUUGGAUGCGAGAUAACCUUUAUAGACCUCGAUUUCGAGUCUCAGUAUCAGCUGGACAUCAACCGUGUCGCAGCUGCGAUUCGUCCUGGCGCUACCAAAUUGAUUAGCGUCUGCUCUCCGAAUAAUCCUACGGGCACAGUUUUAUCAAGUUCGGAAAUUCAGUCGCUCGCAUCGUUGGCGCGGGCGAACGAGUGCUAUCUUCUCGUCGACGAAACCUACGCGGAUCUCAACUACGCAUUCACCUCUACAGAUAGCGGAUUCGUCAUUGGUUCGGCUGCAAAGCUCGGCGACCAUGUUAUCAGCGUUUGCUCCAUGUCAAAGACCUAUGGUGUUCCCGGCAUCCGGAUUGGCUGGCUUGUCACAACUAACAAAGUUCUACAGGAAACUUUUCUUGCAGCAAAAGAACUUAUUAGUAUUAGUGGUAGUGUCGUGGACGAACUCAUUGCGGAACAAAUUUUAUCACGACGCACUGAGCUUUUAUCCAAGACAAUUGCCGACAUGACUAGCCGAAGAGAGCACGUCGCAAGCUGGGUGGAUCAAGAAUCUGAAUUUGUAGACUGGGUAGAGCCAGAAGCGGGAGUUAUGUGUUUCAUCAAAGUCAAGAAGGAGCCCGUGGGAGGGCUUGCGGCAUUCUAUCAGAGAUUGCUCGAGGACCAUGGAGUAUAUGUUGGACGUGGAACUUGGUUCGAGCAAGAUGAUAAUUUUUUUCGCUUAGGUUAUGGAUGGCCGACAUGGGAGGAAUUGGAUACAGGUUUGAAGGCUAUAUCUAAGGCUCUUCGUGGUUAG